AUUCUACUUGCAACCUUCCAAACUAGAUCAAGCAAGUGGAAAGAUUAAAAUUAUUAAUAAUAUAUUUAUAGAAUAUUAGAAAUAAUCUGAUACGAUAGAAUAUAAGUUUCAAGUUAUCUGAUAUUGUUUAAAACAGAGGAAAAUGACUACGAUGGGCGAACCACUUACUUUAGCACGAGAUGUUAAGAGAUCCAUUGAAUUGCUUGACAAACUACAAAAAGGUGGUGAAGUUCCAACAACAAAAUUAGCUGCGUUACAAAAAGUAUUGCAAAGUGAUUUUCUCAGUGCUGUAAGAGAAGUAUACGAACACGUAUAUGAAACCGUAGAUAUUCAGGGAUCCCAAGAUGUACGUGCAUCGGCCACAGCAAAAGCAACUGUCGCUGCAUUUGCAGCUAGCGAAGGUCAUGCACAUCCACGGGUUGUAGAAUUACCAAAAACUGAGGAAGGUCUUGGGUUUAAUGUAAUGGGAGGAAAGGAACAAAAUUCUCCUAUUUAUAUUUCACGGAUUAUUCCUGGUGGUGUCGCGGAUAGACACGGUGGAUUGAAACGAGGAGAUCAGUUACUUUCUGUCAAUGGUGUGUGCGUCGAAGGAGAAAAUCAUGAGAAGGCGGUAGAACUUUUAAAGCAAGCUCAAAAUUCAGUUAAGCUUGUUGUUCGUUAUACUCCACGAGUUUUAGAAGAGAUGGAAUUGCGUUUCGAUAAACAAAGAGCUGCACGUAGGCGUCAACACAUUCAAUAAAAAAACUGGAAGACUUAAAUAGUUUUAAUAAUAUUUCGCAAUAUCCAUGUAAGUGUUCAAAUA
Messenger RNA from Polistes dominula (European paper wasp), 802 nucleotides. It is a transcript of the gene veli, whose product is annotated as L27 and PDZ_signaling domain-containing protein veli. Gene Ontology annotation, molecular function: protein binding. The record is from RefSeq and is a predicted model, not a curated record. NCBI's taxonomy places the organism in Eukaryota, Metazoa, Arthropoda, Insecta, Hymenoptera, Vespidae.